AAAAAAAGCAAGAUUUUGUAUUUAUAAAAGCUUGAAAAAAAUCUUUACAAAUCAAUCACAUUUAUGGUUUUAAACUUGGCUGUUUUAAGCGUGUGGCCUUUCUCUGUAUUGAAUUAGUACUUCAUAUACUACAGAGAAAGUUUAAAUGAUUUAAACGCUUUUUUAUAACGGAGAAAACGCUUUGUUUCUGUCAAAAUGAUAAAUUUGAUGGAGUAGCAGAUUUUGACCGUCAGUGUUCUUGUGUUCUGGUUUUCUCUGCGGAUAUUUCAUGGACACCAGUGACCCAAUAGCAUGGUUUCAACAAAAAGUGAGUAUUUUACAAAUAGUGUUUUAUUUCAACGACAGAAAAAUUCAGCUGUGUUGAGUUAAUUUUUGAAGUUCAACUUUGUAUUGACAGUAUCGAAUGUAGUAUUGACAGUAUUUGAGAGUUGUUGAUAAAUAUUGUUGUGUUGUAGUUUCUCGAAAUUUACUAUCAAUAAUUAUAUCACAAGUGCUUUUCAGCAAGGAACCUUCUCUUAAAAAGUUGUUGCAUAAUUAUUGAAACAGAAGAUGAAUUGAGGCAAUUGAAUCAGGCAAUUUGGUAAAUUACUGCAAGCCUCUGAAUAUAUUAAGCCCUGGGCUGAUAUUUGUUUGUGAGCAUUUUUGAUGGGGUUAUACUUGGUGGGGCCUAUAUAUACAGGUGGCUUAUAUAGGGUCGACAUUUGAUGUUUACUCUGUCUAAUGCCAGACGAUUUUACUCAUCAGGGGGAGAGUGCUGCCACUCAAUGGGUUAACAUAUUAUAAUACUGUAAUGUAAUUAGAUAUAUUGUCACUUGUCUGAUCUGUUGGAAUCUUCAUCGCUGUGUUAAUAGUAGUAGUAAGCCCAUGGGCUCACACACAGAUGGGCUUAUGUAUUUGAGAAGCUUAUCUUCAGAAUAAAUAUGUUUAGAUCGGCCGUUAUGACAAAGCAUUAUGGGAGCGUACUAUUGAGCAGAAAGAAAUUAAAGUUUUAGAGGUAUGUGUUAUUACAUAGUAUGUAAUAUUUUUCUAAUCUGACUAUAAGGACUGGACUAGAUUUCAAGUCCGCGCAAUUUGAUUAAGUUCGAGGCGAAGAUGAGUAAAUCUCAUCCGGAUACAUCACUACUUAAAGUGAGGUGAAUAAAUUUCGAUCCAGUCCUAGGACUGAAUGAAUAUUUAUUUAUUUAUUUAUUAAACUUCGCCACUUACAACAAACAAGUGGCAGGGACACCACAACAGUAUACACCAAUUACUGUAGGCCCUUUAAUAUACUUCACCAGGGAGCCGAAGACGAAAGUUUGUAUAUCUGAUAUACAACACAGAUACAAAUAUGUAAAUGCUUGAUUUUGUAUCAGAUAUACAAACUCCGUAACGCUCAUGAUUUCUUUUGUGUUUUCUUCAUAAUAUAUGGACAUAUAAUAUAUUUGUCUGUUGAUCAUCAUUGAUAAUUAAUAUUCCUGACUACUAUGUUGUAAAUUGACGAAAUAUUCUUGGUCUUUCAUUUCCAGGAUCUAAACUGUGUUCCAAGAAAGACAGGAAAUGUAAAACCUGAACUUAUUGAUAUUGAUCUCAUUCGAGGUAUGCCAGGGUAGACGUCAGCCUAAAAAAUAGAAGUAUCUAUCCCUCCACUUUUGGCAAAUUUCCAAGCACAGCGACGCACAAAUAAUGCCUGUCAACAAUUCACAUAGAACUCUAAGGAAGAUUUCAUAAAGUUACCACAAACUGACAAGGUGUAGAACAACAAAUUAUUAGCAAGUGUACAAUGUUAUAAAUGAGUAUAAACUAGUUAUCUAUAUUGUAUAUCUUGAAUGUUUCAUAGGUUCUACAUUUUCCAAAGCUAAACCAGUUCAUGGUUGGUUUGCAGUUCUAAGGAAAGGUCUUCUUCGUGUUUGCUUCUAUCCAUUCUAUUAUAAAUGGU
Paramuricea clavata is the source of this 1915-nucleotide messenger RNA. The record is from the annotation of a GenBank genome assembly. Lineage: Eukaryota; Metazoa; Cnidaria; Anthozoa; Malacalcyonacea; Plexauridae.